UACACACCAGACAAGGUCUUAGAAACUCAACUCCACUUUUAAAGCGAUGUGUCAUUACCAAAUUAAACCGAGGGUGUGAAACAGUUCGAACAGUACAGUAACUCAAAAUAUGUCCAAAUAGUCUAGUUUAUAUAGUCUAUUUGAACCAACAAAAACACCGAGGAUAGCUGUCUGAUUUGCAAGCACGUCAAGCAGACUUCAAGUGUGCAACGUUGUUUUUACCCUGUUGGACUCUGCUGCUGGCAGGCUAGUAGCUGGCUAGCUAAUAUUCCUGUAUCUGCUUGGGUCGGGAUCGACAUGUCCUGCUGCCUGUUGGAGUUCUGUCGGGUUCAAGAACUCAAAGCAGUUAGGGAAUUCUUAUAUCAAAACCAGGAACAUAACUCUACAGUUUCUUCGGAGGACAAAAGCCAACCAGAACAUGAGUUGGCGUGGGACAAUUCAGACUGGGAAGCGUGGGGAAACCCUGAUACCAAAGAAGAUGGUGCUGCCACUGGCACUGGCAACACUACGGUAGAGGAGGAGAUUGUUGCUGCAGUGAGCACCUCCUGGCUGCAGGACUGUGUAGUGUCUUUGUCGCCAUGCUCUGAUCUGCUUGUGGUGGCCCACCAACACAAGGCUGUCUUUCUGUCAGCAAAAUGGCGCACAGACAGAGGGAAGGAGGAGAUGACCCUGGCUGUGUCCUGGAGCGGCAGCCUCAGCAUAGAGGAGGGGGAGUGUGUGAGCAGUGUCAUCUGCAUCCCCCUGGCCAGCCAGAAGAGGAGCUCCACCGGGCGCCCCGAUUGGACCUGCAUUGUCGUGGGCUUCUCCUCUGGCUACGUGCGUUUCUACACCGAGAGCGGGGUCCUGCUUUUGGCUCAGCUGCUGAACGAAGAUCCUGUGCUGAGACUGAAAUGUCGCACCUACGAAAUCCCCCGACACCCCGGGGUCACGGAGCAGCAUGAGGAAUUGAGUAUCCUCUACCCAGCAGCACUGGUCACUAUCGAUGGAUUCAGUCUCUUCCAGUCUUUACGUGCCUGCAGAAACCAGGUGGCCAGAGCGGCAGCAGCAGGAAGUGAUGUCAUCCAGCCUCCUCCCCUGGCUUAUAAAAAGUGGGGUCUUCAGGACAUGGACGCCAUUGUAGACCACAGCAGCGUGGGUAUUAUGACUCUGUGUGUGUUUGACCAGAUGAAGAACGCCUCCAUCUUGGGCGGGUUCCAUGCCUCUGUCAAGGGUAGCCCUCCCGCAAUGAGUCAGUACAUCACUGUUGGUGGAGGGCCCUACACUGGCUUCUACUAUGCUGUUGAGGGUAACUCCCAGCCUCUCCUCUCCCAUGUGGCACUAGCUGUGGCCAGCAAGCUCACCUCAGCCCUCUUCAGUGCUGCCAGCGGGUGGCUGGGUUGGAAGAACAAAAGCGAGGAGGAGCCGGCGCAGAAGCAGAAGCCCAAGGUCGAGCCGGCCACGCCCCUCGCCGUCAGAUUCGGUCUCCCGGAUUCGCGUCGCCACGGCGAGUCCAUCUGUCUGUCUCCCUGUAACACGCUGGCCGGAGUGACGGACGACUUUGGCCGAGUGGCCCUGCUGGACGUGUCGAGGGGCAUCGCUAUACGCAUGUGGAAGGGGUACCGCGACGCCCAGCUGGGUUGGGUGCAGGUGUCCGAGGGGCGGGGCGAGCGCGAGUCCUCCCCGUCUGCGCCCCUCCCUCGCCGCCACGCCCAGUUCCUGGUGAUCUACGCCCCCCGGAGGGGCAUCCUGGAGGUGUGGGGCACGCAGCAGGGCCCCAGAGUGGGGGCCUUCACUGUGGGCAAACACUGCAGGCUGCUGUACGCAGGCUACAGGUUGAUGGGGGUGAACAGUGUCACCAGCCAGGGCUGGCAGCUCCACACACAGCAGGUGUGUCUGCUCGACCCGGCCACCGGAGUGCUGCGCACCAUCACCGUGCCCUUCCACCUGGCCCUCAGCGAUAAGAAGAGCGAGCGAGCCAAGGACAUGCACCUGUUGAAGAGGCUGACCGCCGUGCUGAGGAGCAGAGAGGUGGAGCCAGAUAUCUUGGAGAGGGAAGCAAAGAGUGCACUGCUUGACAUCAAACACCCCGCUAUUAAGAAACAGGCACUGGAGUCUCUGCUUUCAAAUAAAAAUGCACCAGUCUCUUGCCUGACCAGCAUCACUCGUGCUCUCUUGGACAGUCUUAAGGAACAAGACCCCGAGGCAGUGGAUGAAACUCUGCUGCAGCUGUGCUCUUCUCAGCUCAAACUGCUGCAGCUCUACGCAGACAUCCAACAGCUCCACACGGCCGGAGGGUCCACGACGCACCCCGAACUCUCAGACUUGUCGGCAGGUCUAGAGGAGGAGCUGGCCGGCCUGAGCCCCACCCUGCAGCGUUACGCCGAGCUCACCUCCCGCCCCGCCGUCUCAUUCGCCCAGGACUCCCCUGACAGCCCACUUCCUGUGCAGAGCUUCCUGUCGCAGAUGGAGUGCCAGGGCGGGGAGGUAAAGGUGGUCCGUGGACAAGACACCGACUGGAAUCAACUUGGCAGCUUCCUGUUCUGGGGCUGUCUGACAGGGGAGAGCCCUCUGCAGCAGGUGUGUGACACACUACAAGAGACGGGCAUCAGCCCCCAGCAACUACUGUCGCUGCUGCUCAGUCUGUGGCUGCACAGGGAGAAGGACGUCCUGAAGAAGCCCAAAGAGGCCGUCCGGAACCUGCACGCGCUGCUCGCCGCCCUCAGCUCCAUGAAAGGGGCCGUGGAGGAGUCGUGGGACCCUCAGUCUGUCUCCCCCUGGUGGCUGCAGGUGCGCACUGCGUGCGUCCAGUCCCACAGCGCCGCCGCCGCCCUGCUGGCGGCUCUGGUGGCUCACCGUGCCGCCAAGGCCUCCAUCACCAGCCUGGCCGACAGCAAGUUCCAGUCGGAGUGGGAGGCGGUGUCGCUGGAGCUGGAGCAGUGGGCCGUGUGUGUGAGGCAGCUGGAGGACGUGCUGACCCUGCACACGCUGCUGUGCGUGCCCCCUGCUCCGGGCACGCCGGGCGGCGCCCCUCCGCUGUGCUCUGUCAGGAGCCUCCUGGAGGGCGGGCGAGGUGGCAUCGCAGACAGCGUGUCCAAAUGGGUGUUCAGGCAGGGCCUGGCUCCCGAGAUGCUGAGGAACACACUGCAGAAGGGGCGGCAGUGCGAGGUGACGGAACAGCCUGGGGAGGGGCAGGAGAAGGCUCAGGAGGCAGAGCUGGGCAGGGCAGCAGAGCUGCUGGUGUCUGUGUGCCAGCGUUUCCCAGACUCCCUCUGUCCUGACCUGCUAUUUGCCCACUGCUGCUGGGAGUAUGUGGUGCAGUGGAACAAGGACCCAGAGGAGGGGCGUCACCUGUGCUCGGCUGUGGAACACCUGAAGCUGGUCUCCAGUCCUCACAUCCAGCUAGGUAUCUCCUCCAUGAUGUGGAGCACUUUCAUUGUCAAGCGCUUCUCCGCUGCGGCCUUCCUGAUGGAGAAGGUGGGGAAAGCUCCUAAAGAUCGACUAUGUCGCAGGGAUGUGGGCAUGGGAGAUGGUGCCAUGACGACCUUCCUGGGCUCCUGCGUGCAGCUGCUGCAGAUCCUGAUGGAGGCGGACUCGGCCGUGGAAGAGGUGGCCCACACAGACCUCUGUGUGGAGGAGGUGUGGGGGAGCGCUGAGGGGCCCGCCUCCAUAGCAGAGCUGGCUCUCGAUCAGAGGGGGGUCCACUACCCCCUCGUGCAGCACCACUGUCUGCUGGCCUCCAUCAUGCACGCAGCUAUGACCUUUGGCCUCCGGAUUAAACCGCUCAGCCUGUUUGACAGCAAGGGUAAGAAUGCCUUCUUCAGAGACCUGACCACCAUCCAGCUGAUGCCCAGUGGAGACAUGGACCCUGGGCUGAUCUCCCUUAGACAGGAGUUCCUGCUGCGCGUGCUGACCGGCUGGGUGAAGACCCUGGGGGAAGCCGGAGGAGAGGCCCCCGUCUCUGGAUGUGCGCCCAGGACCGUGCUGGGGGACUCUGGUCCCGGGGCCGACUGGUGGCCCUCCCUGUGUCAGGACCUGGGCCCCCUGCUGCAGGUCAGCCAGGACAUCCUGCGCAGACACCUGGUGUGUGAGCUGUACAACCAGGGCCUGGACCAGCGAGCUGAGGAGGUGAUGAUGGAGGUGGAGGACAGGGACGUGCUGGGCUCCCAGCUGCUGGUGCUGACAGGCCAGCGGCUGAGUUACUCCCUGCUGCACACCCAGACCCAGACCCAGCCUGCCAUGGAGCUGCUGGCCCGCCUGCCCCCCACCCUCUGCACCUGGCUCAAGGCUAUGGACCCCGGGGAGUUGCGCUGCCCCCUGGUGGCCCUGGCCCAGACCAGCAGACUGGUGAGCCGCCUGGUGGAGAUGCUGCCAGAGAACCACGGCCAGUACAGCCUGGCCCUGCACCUGCUGGAGGCUGUCGACGCCCUGCAGGAAGAGGACUGAGGGGAGGAGAGACAUUCCGGAAAGCUCUGGAAAGACUGAGGGGGGGAGGGGGGGAAGAUGGAAUGAGUAGGCAAGGUCAGCAGAGAGAGAGAGAGACACUAGCGGCUUUCGAAGUAUUACGAGGAUGAGGAGGUGGAAAGAUAGAAAAGAAAGGGGGGCAGUGGGGGUAAGGAGUUAGCCUUGGUAUAUAUCUCUUUGUUCAGUCUCCCUGGUGUUACUUUGUCAAGGAAACUAUGUAAUGCUGUUGACUUCAGUCAACUGGGCUUGGAGGGAUGAAGGGACAGAGUUCAAAAGAGAAAUAACCUAACUUGAUUAAGUGUUAAACACGUCAAUCUCCUAUCAUGUACAGAUAAAGGGAGAUAUUUGAGAACUGAUAUUUGUUUUAAUGAUUAGAAGUUUAGCUCACAUCUUAAAUCAGAGUGUCACAUUUAAUUCAUUCUCAGAUUAUAUAUUUAAGGAAGAUCAAGAUAGUAGGUAACAUUUUAAGGCUUUCAAAAUAGUUAGAUCAAAUACAGCAUUAUUGUAUUCUUGUUUAGAUGUACAUUUUGGGGCUGAUUUCUCAGACACAGAUGAAGGCUAUCCUAAAACAGAUUUUUUUUCCAAUUUAAGAAUCUCAAAGUAGGAGAUAAGUCUUAACAUGUGGAGAACCUGCCCACCCUGUCUCUAUUACUGUCAAACGUUAUUGAACUGUGCUACACAUCGCCACAUUUAGAUUUUCUUUUGACCGCAACCAUCCUGUCCGUCCGAACUGGAGCAGCACCUCUCACUCCCUGAACUAAACACAAAGACUGUGUAGACUGCAGGGUGCUUCGCAUGUGUCAGACCCAUGUUCCUUCAAUGUUAGUCAUUCCUCCCUCUCACAGAUUAACAUAAUGUAUCAGUCUCUUUUGAACGAUUGGUAUUAUUUUGGGUUAUUUAUAUUCAGUACUGUACUAGCUCUGCCUGUAGCCUCCUAUAAUGUAGGUUUUGGAGGUCUACAGGACUUAGUGCUCACGCAAUACAGAAUAAAUAAAGGUUCCAUGCUUACAGUAA
Hypomesus transpacificus is the source of this 5454-nucleotide messenger RNA. RefSeq names its product RAB3 GTPase activating protein subunit 2 (non-catalytic) (gene rab3gap2). The coding region runs from base 298 to 4422 and encodes 1374 amino acids. NCBI's taxonomy places the organism in Eukaryota, Metazoa, Chordata, Actinopteri, Osmeriformes, Osmeridae. The transcript has 35 exons. Gene Ontology annotation, biological process: regulation of GTPase activity. The record is from RefSeq and is a predicted model, not a curated record.